Quercus lobata is the source of this 903-nucleotide messenger RNA. RefSeq names its product translation initiation factor IF-2-like. Lineage: Eukaryota; Viridiplantae; Streptophyta; Magnoliopsida; Fagales; Fagaceae. The record is from RefSeq and is a predicted model, not a curated record. The coding region runs from base 1 to 903 and encodes 300 amino acids. The transcript is spliced from 3 exons.
AUGCUGCUCCCUACUGAUAUGGAAGAGUUGAAGAAUAUGAGGAUGCAGGAGGUUUUCCUCAGCGCGAAGAGGUACCUGGGUAUGGCUACCUAUAAGAUGGAGGAAGAAGUUAAGGGGCAGAGUAAGACCGCCGAGCUUGAGCGCAGUAAACAAAUAGAUGCUGCACGGACCCUCAAAACUUCCGAAACUGACCUCGCGAAGGCCAGGGAGGACUUAAAAGAGGCUACCCGAGCCAGGGAUAAUGCUGCGGCAGGUUUGACUGGUGCCCAAAAACAGGCCGAGGAGCAGACAAAGCGCUUACUCGCUGCCGUGGAGCAAUUGCAGAUUGCUAAGGAGCAUAUCAGUGAUUUAAAGAAGAAACUGAUCGAGGCAAACAAUGCUAAGGGCAUGGUGGAAUUUGCCAAGGACAAAAUCGUGAGGGCCAAACAGGAGGCUGAGUUUGCCAGAACUGAGGCCGAAGCUGCUAGGGACAAGGCCGAGGAGGAGGGUUACAAGGCGGGGGAAGAGGCCCUCAAACGAGCUGGGGUGGAAGUUUCGUCCGACUUGUGGAAGGCGGAGAGCGUAUUUUAUCCUCCAGCCAUCCGUGAGACCGCCUCCGCUAGCUCCGAGGCUGUGAGUGCUCCACAGGAGGCUGAGGCUGCUCAGUUAGAAGUUGCUCAGAUCAUCGUCACUCUUGGCAAGUCGACUGAAGAAGGAGAGCCUCAUGAUGCGACAGAAGCACUUGGAGGUCUGGAUCCCGAGAUGCCUAAAGAGGGUGCCGAGCCUGCGGUCAGUGCUCAGAUCUCUGGUGUCGAGGAGCCAGCCAUCUUUGUUCAGCCCCUACAGGUCAUUCCCCUUACUGAUGUCCCCAAAAGCACUGAAACUAAUCCUGCUCAGUCUUCCCAAGAAGGGGAUGUCUCCUAG